Papilio polytes (common Mormon) is the source of this 2797-nucleotide messenger RNA. Its product is annotated as anoctamin-9-like. The record is from RefSeq and is a predicted model, not a curated record. Gene Ontology annotation, molecular function: chloride channel activity. The transcript has 10 exons. The coding region runs from base 1660 to 2727 and encodes 355 amino acids. Gene Ontology annotation, biological process: chloride transmembrane transport. NCBI's taxonomy places the organism in Eukaryota, Metazoa, Arthropoda, Insecta, Lepidoptera, Papilionidae.
ACCAAAUUAGUAUAUUAAUCAUAAUUAUAAUUUAAUUAGAGCACAUGGACGUUUGCCCAGUGCUUAUAGACGAGGUUGUCCAUGCGGCUCCCCAAUACUUUCAAGGUAGUGUUGCGGCUGCCUUGCACCAGCGCCAUCAAGGAUGCGCUUGCGCCGGAUUGCGGCAAAGUCGUCCACCCGCGCCACCGCAAAUAUCCCCGACGCGCUGCAGUAGCGCGGCAGCCCCAACAGUGCCCUGAAGGCGUUGUUAUAUUGCACAAGUAGGGCGCUGGGUAGACUUACACCAUAAACUGCAGGUAUAAAAUUAUUGGCAAUAUGCCGUAAACAAGGUAAGCUUUAUUCUUUUUGAACAUGCUGCGAUUCUUCUAAUUUGCAUGUUGCUAAUUACGGGCAGCGCCCUACGUUCCUUUUCGAUGUCGUUAUCAUCCGUUUGGGUCGCAGUUAGCCAGUGACCCAAAUACUUAUAUUUUGUGAGCAAAUGUAUGGUAGUGCCACUUUGGGUAACCGUCGGAACGUUUGAGUAACAUUUGUUACCAGCCAGAAAUACCAAAAUUCUCUUUUAGUUGCAUUGUAUUGAAGACCAUGAGCCAUUGCAAAAUUCUCGCAUAUAUUAUGUAGCUUUCUGAGGGCGUUGAUAGAUGAGGCCGGCAGCAUCAUGUCAUCUGAAUAAUUAAUUUAUUCAUGAAGGUCCCACCGACCGAGCACCCGACCAUGGUGCCGCUAAACGCACCGACCAGCCGAUACACAUACAAACUGAAGAGCUUCGGUGAUCACAGCCCUCCCUCUCUCACCCCACACUCCAAUCUGUACGGUUAGGAUAGAGAGCCUGCCCAUCAUACCAUGUUGUUCUGCUGAGUAUACCAAGAUUUGAACUCCUUGAUUAUAUCGCUGUGCAUCUUUGUGUCCUCAUACAGCUUCUUCCACAAAAUCCUAUAAGAAACCAAGUCGAACGCCUUGGACAGGUCGAGGAAGCACGCAUACACUGGUGUUUUUUCUAUCUGUAUAAUAUCUGACAAUAUGCUUGAUACAGAGGAUCGCUGUUUCUGUGGAUAGGCCCGAUCGAAAUCCGAACUGGUCAUCAUUAAGCGUAAGAAGUUUAUUGUGCUGUGUGCCAAGCAUACUGUCAUUCACUUUCGAUACUACAGUGGCCAACGAUAUGGGCCUAAGUUAUUUAAAUCAGAAGCGUCACCGGAUCUGUCUUUCACUAUUGGCACCAAUACUGUCCUCAUCAUCUCGUCACGCAAGUACGUGUGGGCUAUACAAAAGUUUAAAAGCGUAGAAAGUACCCUAGGCAGAUGAGUACUAGCCAUCUGGAGAUGUUCAAUACUCACUAAGUCAUCCCCAGGAGACUUUCCGCGUUUCAGCUUUCUAAUUAGUUCAGCCACUUCUUUUGCAGUAAAUAUUAGGUGUUGACGGGCAGUUUGUGCCACUGUUAAAUUAUUGAUUGCUUGCAAUGGAGGUUUAACUAAAAACUUAUUUUUAAAGAGGUUGACGAUCGAAGUGGGCUCGCUAACGCAAUCAACGCUCACUGGAAGGCCCGAUUUUAUAUAUCAGGCAUUGGUUUUAAAAUGUACAAUUUUCAGCAGUAAAGGUUUUAUUUUUUUUCAACAGAUUUUAUUGGAUGUAUUAGUUUUUGCUGUCUUUUCACAUCGAAUAACGAUGGUUCAUAUGUAUCCAGACGAAUUUCUUUUGUUAACCAUUUAUCUCGUGAUUGGUUUCGUCAUAGCUUUCUACAUCAUUGAUCUCAUUCAUAGAAAGGUUGCGAGUUAUAUUGUUCGAAUGGAGAAUCAUAAGACCUACAUAUCGUAUAGCCGGUCCCUUGCAAUACACCUCUAUGUUAUGUGUUUCUCUCUGCCUAUGAUAAUGCUUGGAUACUAUGGAUUUCAAAUGGCAGUUUUUGAAUUUCUACUGAGGCGCGGCUACAAUCAAAAUGAUCAGGAGCUAUUGGAUAAUACGUGUGCGUUGACGUCCUGCAGCAACCUUCUUACCAUUUCAUUUACAAUGAUCUUGCUUCUAAGAUUUGCCAUAUUAAGAAAAUUAUCACUUUACUCAAGUGUGACUGAUUAUAAUCAACGUGAAAUAGUAGAAAACGUUCCAUGCUGGGAGAGAGAAAUCGAUUUACCUAGAUUGAAUGAAAAUGUUUUAGCAAGCAAAAUGGCAACUCUUGUAACGCAGUUCACCUUGAUAAUUGCCUUUGGCUUUUCAUGUCCACCCGCCAUAUUAAUUGUAUUGCUGUUCAACAUCUACCACAUCAGGCGUGACGCAACAUUAUUUACACUUCACUAUCAAAGACCAUUGCUUUUGAGAAAUAGAGCUUUUAAUGUAUGGUCUGAAAUUUUGAAACUUAUGGUUUACUUAGCCAUCGUUGUAAACGUUGUGUCACUAGUAUGCUCCACAGAUUUUGUUGAAGCAUAUUUGCGUGAGCGCAGAAUGCCGCCUAUUGAUUCGCUUACGCAAUAUAUUGACACCUUUUUUAUCCACAUUACAGUACGCGCGUUUGGAGUACCUGCUUUUAGCCGUGGAUAUCUUUAUAUAGCCACAGAUUCUGCAACUUAUACAACGAAGGAUUUAACUGACGACGAAUUAAAGACUUGUCAAUAUAUGUUUAUUUUUACUUUUGAGAUUGUCAUGGCUGCAAUAUACCUAAUAGUGCAAUAUAUAUUUUCAAACAACGCCGACGAAAAGGAAAUCCCUAAAAAACGAAAGCAAGAAAAUGAUAAUAACUAACUUAAGAUAUACCUUGAGUGCAGAAAUAUACCUUUCUUCUAAAAAUUAUUAUUGUUAAAAUUGUUAUACA